CUGGGUUCAAAAUACUUUCGCUCAUUUGUUGUGUCGAAAAUGUCAGCAGAAGUCGAUCCCCUGAGUCAGUCUGUCGUCAUUCGGAGUUUAAGACGCUUUAGGGAAAAAUAUUUUCCUUCAAGCGGAAAAGGUGGCGAGGAUGAAGCGGAUUUGGAUUCAUCGGAGGAGACUUCACAGCUGGGGUUAUUGGACAUCUUACCGGUAGAUCUGCAGUUCAUGAUCAUGACCUUCCUGUCACCCGUGGACAUCUGUCGUCUGGGUGCAUCUAGCCGGUACUGGAGGGCGAUGGUUCGAGACCCACUGUUGUGGAGGUUCUUCUUGCUGCGGGACAUGCCAACCUGGACUUCCAUCGAUCACAUGACCAUGCCCCAGCUGGAGUCCCUGGAUGCACCACUGAUCAAGGAUGGCGACUCAGAAGACGACACAGAGACAACAGCCAAACCUGACUACAUGGCUGAGUACCUGAGGGCCUGCCCUUCCUGCAGACAAAGAUGGCUUCCAUCACGCCCCACAUAUCAGAUCCUGACAUCAUUCCUGCAGUCGUUGGUACCAGCGACUGAACCCCGAUUUGCCAUGUUCGGCCCAGGCAUGGAGCAGCUGGACGUCUCUCUGGUCACCACGCUCAUGCACUCCCCUCAUAUUCUCCCCGUGUCCGGCACUCCUCACAGGCAGAUUAACGGCAUCGGUUCUGGGAUUAGCUAUGUCUACAAAGAGCGGCACAAAUUCAACAUUUUAACCCUUUAUUCAACAAAUAGGGCAGAGAGGGAACGAGCCAAAAUGCAGAAGCAGUAUUUAAGUGAUAAACUCUUCAUAUGCGAAGGAAAUGACAGUGUGGGUCGUCCAGUCUACAGUCCGGCACCUCAGCUUCAGCAGGUGUGUGAGGUGGUGAAUGGUUUCAUCUAUGUGGCCAACGCUGAGCCAUGGAGAGAUGAACGAGCAUCUGAGCUCCCUCAGAUCCAGGCUGUGCUAAGGAAUGUCCGCGACUCGGCCCCUCGACCUUUGCUGGUCCUCUCCUGCAUCUCCACUGAAGAGCCGCCGAGUUUAGUGUCCAGUAGCACCUCUAAAACGGGUCGAAUUUACUGCAUUGACAUGGCUCGAAGGCUCGGUCUGUCUCAGCUGGACAAUCCCUGGAUGGUGCAGGACACAGUAGCAGAGACACUGUCGGGUCUGCUGGAUGGGAUCUCAUGGCUGCUCAGGUGCUCAGGAGUUAACGUCUAGAGGGAGAUAGUUCUCGUGCGAAUGAACCAAAACCGUAAUACAUUAUUUAUUGCCUGUGAAGAGCUACCGUAAUAUGACGUCCUGUGAUACAUUUUGCUUCAUACAUUUGUAUCUGGAAUUAUUUUGCACAUGAGCAAUAAAGAAAAAUAAAUAAUUAUUUUUCAAUUUUUAUUUCUCUGUAAUGUUAUGUUUUAAUAUGUAUAUUAUAUCCUAUACUUUUGUCUAUUCACACACCACUGAUCUGUUUUAUAACAAAACUGCAUAAAAUAACCAGCAAAUGUAUUGAUUGUAAACCUCCUUUAAAUUGUGUAUUUAAAUUAUAUGUACAUGUGGCAAGCAUUAUACUUUCUCUUUAUUAGUGAUACAUUUUGCAAUAGCAAUGUACUGUGUUCUCUUAGUGAUUAUUAUCACAAUGGAAUAUAGUGAACCAAGUGACCAGCUGUGCUGAAAUCUGUUGCUUAACCAGAACACAAGAGAGAGCGGUUCAGACAACUCUCUGCCCACUUUGUGUUUCAUGACAAGAUAAUGUUCCUCUUCACCGCAGAGGAUUUUUUUAUUGGUAAUGUCCAUGGUAUGCACCAAUUAUCUGGUAAUGUUCUCAUGUGCUUAUUUUAGAAAACUACUUACAGUCCUUGCAGAUGUGUAAGGGUUCCUGAGUUCUUAAAGGUUCAUGCUCCCUGUUUUUAAAGAUGAGAUUUUGUGGGAUUACUGCUCUGUUCAUCUGUCAGUGUUUGAUUUUGUGCUAAAAAAAAAAGGAUCUAGAUCCAUCCAUUUUUUUAUUAUUUUGUUUUAGUUUCCACACCAGAAACAACUGUUAGGUGUCCAUUCACUGAAGGAUGUUUUACUGUU
This is a messenger RNA of Synchiropus splendidus (mandarinfish), 2067 nucleotides long. RefSeq names its product F-box protein 4 (gene fbxo4). The record is from RefSeq and is a predicted model, not a curated record. NCBI's taxonomy places the organism in Eukaryota, Metazoa, Chordata, Actinopteri, Syngnathiformes, Callionymidae. Gene Ontology annotation, molecular function: protein binding. Gene Ontology annotation, cellular component: SCF ubiquitin ligase complex. The transcript is spliced from 7 exons. Gene Ontology annotation, biological process: protein polyubiquitination; SCF-dependent proteasomal ubiquitin-dependent protein catabolic process. The coding region runs from base 40 to 1218 and encodes 392 amino acids.